Messenger RNA from Lagopus leucura (white-tailed ptarmigan), 5377 nucleotides. It is a transcript of the gene GTF2I, whose product is annotated as general transcription factor IIi. The transcript has 33 exons. Bases 150 to 3068 code for a protein of 972 amino acids. Gene Ontology annotation, cellular component: nucleus. The record is from RefSeq and is a predicted model, not a curated record. Gene Ontology annotation, molecular function: DNA-binding transcription factor activity. NCBI's taxonomy places the organism in Eukaryota, Metazoa, Chordata, Aves, Galliformes, Phasianidae.
UCCCCUCCCCGUGAGCGGCGCUGUGCUCAGCCCGAGACCGCGAGGGGAGCAGCGGGGCCUCUGGGCCCGUCCCAGCGCCGAGAGGCUGCUUUAAGUAGCCGCCGCCACUGCCCGCCGUUCCCCUCAGCCUCCACAGCCAGCGGAAGAGAAUGGCCCAAGCUACGGUAGCAGCAACGUCUGUGCAUGAUGAAGACCCAUCUGAAAGCAGGAUGGUGGUCACGUUCCUCGUGUCAGCGCUGGAGUCCAUGUGUAAAGAACUUGCCAAGUCCAAGGCAGAAGUUGCCUGCAUCGCUGUCUAUGAAACAGACGUCUUUGUAGUUGGAACUGAGAGGGGAAGAGCCUUUGUUGAUUCCAGGAAAGAUUUUCAGAAGGAUUUUGUUAAAUACUGUGUUGUAGAAGGGGAGAGGGCUGCAGAGCUGCAGGAAACGAAGUAUGUACCACCUGCCAACAGGCUGACAGUGGAUGCUGUGGAACUGGAAGCUCUCAGGAAGUCUGUAGAGGACUACUUCUGCUUUUGCUAUGGUAAAGCUUUAGGAAAGUCAACGGUGGUCCCAGUGCCGUAUGAGAAGAUUCAGAGAGACCAAUCUGCUGUGGUGGUGCAGGGCCUGCCCCAGGGGCUUGCGUUCAUGCAUCCGGAAAAUUACGAUGUUUCAACCCUGAAGUGGAUUUUGGAAAACAAGUCGGGGAUCUCAUUUAUCAUCAAAAGGCCUUUCCUAGAGCCGAAGAAAGAGUUAGGAGCUCAUGUGACAGAUCCUUCACAAUCAAUUAUACCUCCAGGUGGAAGUUGCCUUCCUGUUCAAGUGAAAACGGAGCCUAGUGAGGAUCCUGGAAUUCCUUUGGAAAUGUCAACAGUGACAGUGAAGGAAGAAUCAGAGGAUCCUGAUUACUAUCAGUACAAUAUUCAAGGAGGCCCUUCUGAAACAUCAGAGAUGGAUGAAAGAAUUGCUCUGGCCAAAAGUUACACAGAUUCCUCCCAGCAUCCUCCUUCAGAAACACGUGAGGAUCCCGAGGUCGAGGUCACCCUGGAAGAUGAUGAAGACUACUUGCCCCCUAACAAGAGAUCUAAGAACACUGAGGCAGCACCUGAAGCUGCCAGUACUGGGAAAAGAAAAGCGAGAGAGUUCAAUUUUGAUAAAUGGAACGCACGAAUUACAGACUUGAGAAGGCAAGUUGAAGAACUGUUUGAGAAAAAAUAUGCUCAGGCCAUAAAAGCAAAGGGCCCCGUGUCCGUCCCGUACGCCCUCUUCCAGUCCCACGUGGAAGACCUCUAUGUGGAAGGCCUGCCGGAGGGCAUUCCCUUCAGACGGCCGUCCACGUACGGCAUUCCUCGUCUGGAGAGGAUUCUCGUAGCGAAGGAGCGGAUCCGCUUUGUGAUUAAAAAGCACGAGCUUUUGAAUUCAACUCAAGAAGAUGCACCAGUGGACAAACCAGCUGCAGGAGUGAAGGAGGAGUGGUAUGCCAAAAUCAACAAACUGAGAAAGGCGGUAGAUCAGCUCUUCUGUAAGAAGUUUGCUGAGGCCUUGGGGAGCACUGAGCCUAAAGCUGUUCCAUACCAGAAAUUCGAGGUCCAUUCUGCUGACCUCUACGUUGAAGGUCUGCCUGAGAACAUUCCUUUUAGGAGUCCAUCCUGGUAUGGGAUCCCUCGCCUCGAAAAAAUAAUUCAAGUGGGCAACAGAAUAAAAUUUGUAAUCAAAAGGCCAGAGCUGCUAACUCUCAGUUCACCUGAAGUUACUCAACCUGGGACAGACACACCAGGCAAGACAGCCAAAGAAGAUUGGAAUGUCAGGAUCACAAAGCUAAGAAAGCAAGUAGAAGAGAUAUUUAAUAUGAAAUUUGCUUCAGCUCUGGGGCUUUCAGAGGCAGUGAAAGUUCCCUAUCCUGUAUUUGAAUCAAACCCUGAGUACUUGUAUGUGGAAGGCUUGCCAGAAGGAAUUCCCUUCCGGAGUCCCACGUGGUUUGGGAUUCCACGCCUGGAAAGAAUUGUCCGCGGGAGCAACAAGAUCAAAUUUGUUGUUAAGAAGCCUGAGCUUGUCGCCUCCUAUUUGCCAUCAAGACUGGCUAGUCAAUUAAACACUAAAGCAGCAAAUCCAAAGAGUUCGAAGAGGUUACAAAGUCCUGCAAGCAAUUUACAGGUUCCAGAGAUAGAAGUUACUGUUGAAGAAGGUCCUAAUAAAGCACAAACAGCAGAUGUUCAAACCAAUUCUCAAACCAAUGGGUCCAGUCUGAGUUUCAAGCCAAGAGGAAGAGAUUUUUCUUUUGAGGCGUGGAAUGCCAAAAUCACUGAUCUGAAGCAGAAAGUUGAGAAUCUUUUUAAUGAAAAAUGUGGGGAAGCACUGGGGCUGAGUGAGCCAGUGAAGGUACCGUUUGCGUUGUUCGAAUCCUUCCCAGAGGUUUUCUAUGUGGAAGGCCUACCAGAUGGAGUGCCCUUCCGACGACCUUCUACCUUUGGAAUUCCGAGGCUAGAGAAGAUUCUGAGAAACAAAUCUAAGAUAAAAUUCGUUAUUAAAAAGCCUGAGAUGUUUGAGGCGGCGGUGAAGGAGAGUUCUGCUAAAAGUCCCCAGAGAAAAAAUAAUCCAUCUAAUACAGCCAAUACAGCAAGCACCACAGCAAAUACAGUAGUGAACACAGCAGCAGGAGUUGAAGAUCUUAACAUCAUUCAAGUAACUUUGCUAGAGGAUGAAAGUGAAAGACUUUCAAAGGUAGAGAAGGCCAGACAACUGAGAGAGCAAGUGAAUGAUCUCUUCAGCAGGAAAUUUGGUGAAGCCAUCGGUAUGAAUUUCCCUGUGAAAGUCCCAUACAGAAAAAUCACAAUCAACCCCGGCUGCGUGGUGGUGGAUGGGAUGCCUCCUGGAGUGUCAUUUAAAGCUCCCAGUUACCUGGAGAUCAGCUCCAUGAGGAAGAUUUUGGAAUCAUCGGAGUUCAUCAAAUUUACUGUCAUCCGACCAUUUCCAGGACUUGUGAUGAACAACCAGCCAGCUGAACCCAGGCAAACAGAGGUAUCUUCAGGAGAUGUUACAGAAACAGAAGAAAGUUGUCAAAUAAAGCAAGAACCAGAGCCAACGUGGUAGAGCUCAUCCCUGCUGCGCCAGAAGCACCCAGAGCUGAGAAGAGCUUGCCAGGACUGUGCUGAGCUGUGUGAUGUAACUAUGAGAGAAGUACCUUCUGUACAAACCCUUUUGUACUUUGAGAUAGAAAUGUCUACUUUUUCAGCAGUUCUGUGAAUUGACUUAAUGUGAAGAAUGACUGCAGGUUUGGAAUGGCUGGUUUUGCUCUGGAAUAUAUGAUAAGGACUGAAUUUGUUGCAGCAAUACUGGGGAGAUGAUAAGGAUUCAAACGAACGGGGACUUAACAGAGGCCAUCUACAUUUCCCAAUGAAGCUGAAUUCCACUGUGCCUGAAUAUAUCUCAGCUUCUGUAAUGAAGAAACAGUGCAAGUAGCUCAGUUUGUUAAUUUCACUUUGGAGAAAACAGAUCACUGAUUUUUUUUGUGGUUCUUACUCCUUUCAUGGCUGAUUGGUCGAUGGUAUGUGUAUAUUUGCACUAAUUUUUCCUACAUCUGCCACAACUCAUCUGUUUCUCAUAAAUAAAAGGUAAACUGGUUCACUUGACUGUUAGUAUGCACUAAUGAGAUGGGCAGUAUAUCAGUUUGUGGACUAGGAACCCUUUUAAAUUUAAUCCUUUUAUAGUUUGCUCCAUUAAUUGAAAGUAAUAAGUGCAUGUUUUAUCAGAGUAUCACGUGGGAUUUGUAUGAUGGGUCUGCUCUGGCAGCCCUAAUUUAGGCCAAACGGAGUGAGUUUUUCUCCUGCAGGCUGUGGGUAAUGCCCUGCUGUUCAUCCAGAGCUACCUACAGAAUCCUGCAUCACAAGCUGCUGUAAGCCCUCAUGUCUCAGAACUUAAAUCUCCCAUAGUCCUGUUUAUGCCCCACAUCAUGUGAGAGUCUCAUGUAUUCAUUUCUUGAAGCUUCACAACCCGUGAGAGUUGUAAAAUUCUGGCUCCAGGAGGUUGGGAUGACUGCGUUAUGCACAAAUGCUCGACCUUAUUCCCUCAUUAAGAAAUAAAGAUAUUUCUGAUGGUUUUUUGUGACUGUCCAUAUAUGUUCACAUAGCAGUAACUCUGUAGGCAGCUAGAAUAUGCUACAGCGUAGAUACUACAGUGAAGAACCGAGUUCCUGUUCCACCCUUUGGACAAGGAAAGCAGCUCUGAGUGGUGCAUCUGCAAGGACAAUUUUGAAGACCUGUGUGCAGUUGGCUGUGGUGUCUGUCCCGAGGAACAUCGACAGGAGGAACUCUGCAGACAGGUUCCAAGCAGCACAUGCUGUGGGUGUAAGGCAGGGAGAGGGCUGUAGCUCAUGUGCUGGCACGAUUGCUCCAUGUAGGUCUAAGUGCUCCUGCUUUAUGAUGUCUGGAGGCAUUGUAAGUAUCUGGCUGUCAUUGUGGUGGCAGUGGGGGCAGGGAUAGCUCUGUGCUGAGCCGUUUUGAAAGUGCUGACAGCAGGUGAUGGAUGCAGUGCUGCCCUGUGUCAGCCCCACAGCAGUGAGCCCAAUGGAUUUUUUUACCUGGUGACUCAGUGAUGUGGGCACUCUCCCAGCUCAUAGCCAUGACAUAUUUCACUUCAGUGGACCUCUGUAGAUAAGUUGUAACAGAAUGACAGCCAGUUUCACAAUUGCUGCCAGACGUUUUUAGGGUGGGGAAAUGAAGUUAACACAGCUUUUCAUGCAUUUUCAGCUUCCCUUUUUGAGAAAGCAGAAGGGAGGGCCAUCCCUCCUUCACUAUCAUUGCCCUUGGGGCAGCACUCCUUGCCUUGUCUGCCCAGCAGGGCUCUGUGCUGCUCAUAUGGAGUUGGUGCUAACAUGAGUUGAGCGGGGCAUUAUAAUGAAGGAACUGUAAAAAUAGUUCAGGCUGCUGCCUGGCGCGGAUGUCCUGGAAGUGCAUCGCACCCUGGGCAUAUGAGAGCUUGGAAAAGUGAAGUGAAAACUGAUGAUGGUGGUUUUACGGGAAAUGCUGAAGGCUGGGAUUGGGUCCAUCCCUAUGGCAGAUCUCAUUAGUGUUGGGGUGCACAUCAGCAGUGCUCUGUCGAUUCUUUCUGAUGGCUCUUUUGAUGGUCUCGGGCAUUUUGAGUGAUAAGCAGUAGGGAUAAAUUAAACUGUCAAAGUAAUUGCACUGAUAUUUAUACCUUCCAAAUACCAAUUUUAUAUUGAAAAUGAUCUAUGUAUAUAGUAGGCAGCAGACUUUUAAGGUGUUGACCAUGUAUGAAAAUCUGAUUCAUUUCUGAACUAGUAAUACGUAAGGUGUUCCACUCUUUGGGCACUGAGGGAUAAUGCCUUAAAAAGCCUUGGCUGUACUGAUAAAUGAGGAAAUAAAUACAAUUGUAACACCUUA